AUGAAACUCAGAAGCUCCAAACACUUUAUCGGCUACGAGGAUCAUGAAGCUGCUCCCAUCCAAUCAGAGGCUCAAGAGAGCUCAGGUCGACAGAAGAGGCUGGACAGUUUUCGCUCCAGCUCGAGUUUGGCUGAGAUAACCAUGAGGGUCCAAAAUGACCUGAGAAAAGAACAAGAUGAACCAGCUAGGAGGCAAAGAUCUUCAACACAGAGAUUAUCCAGAAGCUCUUCAGAGAUUGCAUCCCCACUAGUGGUACAAAUGGUCCCCAGGGGGCGCUCUGUUGGAGGCACAUCUGAUCCUGCACAAAGAACGAGUAAAAAAGCAAAGUCAAUUGCAGCAAGAACAGAACUGUCCAGGACUUUUGAUGAUGAAGAUCCAGCACCAAAACAGCAACAGAAACAGAGAAAAAAUACUCGCAGAAAAACUGACAAACAGUCAACUGCAGCCAGGAAGGCUCAUACAGAACCGCUUGUCAAGUCUGACGAUGAAGAAAGAGCACCAAGAAGCAAACAGAAACCACGCAAAAAUACACGCGGAAAAUCUGUACAGAAUGAACCUCUACUACCCCAGUGGCUGAUCAACCUGAUGUUUGACAUUGAGGAGGCCACCAAGCAUGAGCUGACUGUGGAGUGAUGGAAAUAAAGAAGAAUAUAUUUUCUAAUAAAAGAAAACGCAGA
Molecule: messenger RNA, 677 nt
Organism: Astyanax mexicanus (Mexican tetra)
Lineage: Eukaryota; Metazoa; Chordata; Actinopteri; Characiformes; Acestrorhamphidae
Exons: 5
Coding region: 1-633 (210 amino acids)
Source: RefSeq, a predicted model, not a curated record